CUAGCCUCUAGAUCUGUGAGACAACACAUUUCUAUUGUUUUAAGCCCACUAGUUCUGGUAUUUUAUUAUGAUAGCCCAGGGAAACUAAUAUAGCUAGCUAGUAACCCAUGGGAUUAGAUGAUUAAAUCAGAUAUAAGACCUUACAGAAGACAGAAAAGAUACUAGUUGUCUUAUUCCUCUAAUGCUCCUUGCACAAUCCCAAUCCCCCUCAUUCAAACCUCAGUGGAGGAGCUGAGGGAACUUUCUUACAAAAUAAACCGCUAGAGAAACAGAGGAAAAACUGAAGAAGCCUCGCUGAAGAGCCAGAGAAAGUUCUCUUUGCCUGAAAGAAUCAGUGUAGCUUCUUGAAGUGUUACAACACAAAAAUGGCCAGAGCACUGGAUCCACUCACCAUCAUGGAUCCUAUAUCCCCAGGACACAGAGUCCGAGAAGCCAGCAUGAAUACCGGGGUGGAGACGGAGGGACCCGACAGAUGGUCAGCAUCGAUAUAAGACAUGGCGCCCAAAAACUGUCAAAGAGAAACAAAUCCAGAUUCAGGGCUGCAGGACAAAUGACCACAAACUUGGUGGCUUAAAACAACAGAAAUGUAUCGUCUCCAUUUUGGAAGCUGAAAGUCCAAGAUCCAGGUGUCCACAAGGCCCUCCUUUCUCUGAAGUCACUCGGGCAGGAUUCUUCCUCGUGUUGUCAUCCCUGCAGUGGCUGCCAGCAGUCCUCGGGGUUCCUGGCUGGUAGACAUACCAUUCCAGUCUCUGUUUGCUUUGUCACAUGGUGUCCUCACUGUGUGCCUCUCUGGAUCCAAACUGCCUUCUCUUCUAAGGACACCAGUUAUUGGGGUAGGGCCCAGUAUUACCAAUCUUAAUCCAGGAAGAGCUCAUCUUCAAUUGAUUAUAUGAGCAAGGUCCUAUUUCCAAAUAAGGCCACAUUCACAGGUCCUGGGAGGUAGGACUUGAACAUAUCUUUCUGAGGGAUACGAUUCAACCCACAAUAAGUGGUAGUAAGUGAUGGAGCUAGGGCUCGGAACCACUCCCCUGUCAUCUGCAGAGUGGGAACUUCAGGCCGCAGGCAUGGGUCAAAAUGACCCUUGAGGGAGUGUUAAGACAAUAUUAGAAUGUCUGUUUUUAAAUUUCAUCUUUUAAAAAUUUCCACUUGUGUUUUAUGAUGUACAGCAUGUAUUUACAAUAGUACAUGAGUGUGUUCUGUAAACAUAUAUAUAUUCAGUGGGUACUCAAGAAUUGUAACUGAUCAGUGUAUGAAAAAAAAAUUAAGGCCCUGUACCAAUCCUUUCCCUCUUACCCAUCUCUUAAACUGGUGGUCAGUGGUGUAUUACUUUCUCUUUUUAACAGUUGCCUCAGCAAAAUAGCACCUCACUAUUUGUAGUGAGGUGUUUUGAUUUCCCCCCACCCCCAGGAUUUGGUUGAAAAGGGUUUAGUUGGAAAAAGGACAGUUACCAGGCCUGAGCCAAGGUGACAGGUAGCUAGAACCUUAAGAAUGAGGCGAUUUGGCAAGAUUUUUUCCCCUUCAGUUUGUAUCCUUCGGUAUUUCAAUAACAUUGUCUAACGAUUGGUUGGUUUCCUUUUAACACCUCAGACAGACAGGCAGAGCCAGUGUUUAAUAUAAUUUAGGUCUGAAAGCAUGCUGUUAAUGAUCCAAACAAUUUAACAUCAGUUGUUGAGGGCAGGGGAGGCAUAUAUCUUUUUUGGACUUUUUUUGAAAUACAGUUUUUCAAAAGGAGAACCACUGCAACAAGUAACCAAGUUGUGAUGCCGCUUCUAUUCUUCGGACUUCAAUGCUACAGUUUCCUUGUGUGAUACUAUUCCGAGACCUCCCCCAACACAUACACAUACAUACACUUUGCCAGGAAUUGUUUUGGGUUCCUUAAGGGAGAGACAGUGAUAUGCUCACAGGUAAAUAAAUCUCAAAAUGAUAAUGUGCAUUUGAAGAUCCAUUUGUUUAUAUAUUUUAAAAACAGGGGGAAGUCAAAGUAAACCAGGCAAAAUGUAUAAAUUUGUAUUCAGAUAUCCAUGGAAAAGAAUCACUCAGAAGAACAAAGGAUAAUAUAACACUAAAUGAGUCAUGGUGUUCUCCCAGAGAGUAAAACAGUAUUCUUAUUAGUUAUUGUUUAAUUCUUAGAACAUUUGACAUAAGGUUCUAUUGAUUGCUGGGGAGGGGGAGCUGGUCCCCUUCUCACGGGUUGUUUGAGUUCCUGUAUGGGCCUAAGUAUAUUUUUGUUAUAAUUUAUCCCACCUGUGCCUGUCAGUUCCUUCCUUUCCACUUGCAUCCUCCCGUGACAGUCUGGCUCAUGUUUCUUCAUAAGGCUGUAAGCCAGUUAUUAAUAACAGCCCAGCGAGUCUCCUGAUCCACCCAAGAGCAUAUGGUGUUUUUCACAAAAGAGAAGAGAGAUCAUCUCCUUGACUUUGGACUUCAAUUAUCGAGUCCCUCAACAGGAGCAAGAACAUUCUGGAUAUGAUGUGUAAAAACUGGAUAUUAAUGUCUACUACUGUUCCCGCAAGUCCAGAAGAUGAAAUUGUUGGAAGACUUCUAAAAAUUUUGUUUGUUAUCUUUGUUGACUUUAUGUCUAUUAUAUAUGUCAUUAUAACUUCCUAAAGAGCUGAGUUCCCUUGCUUAACAUGUAAAUUUCACAUUAAUUCCACUGAAUAAAAAUUUGUAGUUUCA
Messenger RNA from Mirounga angustirostris (Northern elephant seal), 2673 nucleotides. It is a transcript of the gene MRLN, whose product is annotated as myoregulin. Lineage: Eukaryota; Metazoa; Chordata; Mammalia; Carnivora; Phocidae. Bases 2464 to 2604 code for a protein of 46 amino acids. The transcript has 3 exons. The record is from RefSeq and is a predicted model, not a curated record.